This is a messenger RNA of Medioppia subpectinata, 1373 nucleotides long. The record is from the annotation of a GenBank genome assembly. NCBI's taxonomy places the organism in Eukaryota, Metazoa, Arthropoda, Arachnida, Sarcoptiformes, Oppiidae.
AAUCAAACCAUUCAUACAAUCACUUCAUUUGAUCCCAAGAUAUGGCGCAACAAACGAAACACAAGAAGACAUCACUCGAGACCACAGAUGACGGCAAUGAAGACAACAAACAACAGCCACAAAUGUACGCAAAAGACACUUUGGGUCGAUUCGGUGAUGAUUUGUCUGCACUUAUAGUGUCUUAUCUCUCACUCGAAGAUCGGAUUCGCUUGGAAUGUGUGUCCAAACAGUUCCAGAGGACUGUCUUCGGGAGUGUUGUCGACAUCACUCUUAGCGAUGAAUUAAUGCAGAGAUUACUGACAAAUGGGAAGACAAUUAACACUCAAUUGUUGGCCACAAUUGCCAUAAAAUGUCCGAACAUUGAGACCAUUGACUGCCGAGGAAUGCGUUCAUACAUUGCAUACAUUCCUAGAGCUAUAAAAACAUUUCGAGACAAUUGUCAUAAUUUGCGGGACAUUUACUGCAAUGUAUCAAAAAUGAGUGGACAAACAAUGCAUACAUUGUGGCCAAUGAUCACACGAAUCGGUUACAAGACAUUUGAUGACAACACAUCCGAUGACAAGACAUCUGAUGACGCGUACAGACAAGCGCUCACUCAUUGCCACCGAUUGUCUAAAUUAGUAGUCAAUGGUCUGUUGAGUGUCUUUAAAAGCACUUCCGGUCCACUAUUGGCCAAGAAUUUGCUUAAAUGCCAAUUGAAUUACUAUUCAAACUAUUAUAACACUCGACACUUGUCUGCAUUCGUGGCACACAAUCAGUCCCUAAGAAGUCUUGACAUAAAAUAUAUCGAAUACAAGAAUAACAAGUCUUUGAUGGAAAUGUGCGGACAAUUGUCACGAUUAACACAAUUACGGGAAUUGAGACUCGGAUUGGAUGUCAUGACUGACGACGACUUAAUCGCCGACUUUUUGCAUACAAUUGGCGUGAAUUGCAAACUAUUGAAACGACUGUCACUCGAGUUGUUCUCCACUCAGAAGCAAAUCAAUGUCCAGACAUUGGAUUCGUUGCGAUAUUACAGACAAUUAAAACGAUUGGAUUUGAGAUUCAACGCCACCGCCGAUGAGAUAGCGUUGUAUCCGUUGAGACACUGCCGACGGUUAACGCGUUUAGACAUCCAUUUCAGAAGAAUGAAUGCAAAUGUGUUGACAAUUGUCCGCAAAAGUUGUCCACAACUGCAAUACCUAUGCAUUCAUGAGGCCUAUAGUUUGUCACACAUUCCUCCACUACAAGAGAUUUAUUAUUCAGUUCUCAUUGAAAGCCAACCAAAGACUGAUCUCUCGGACAACGAUUUGAAUGCUAUGUUGUCUUCGAGUCCUAAACUCAAGACAAUUGAAAUCCGAGUAAAUAAUGAGAAGAAGUUUUAUUCGAAGUAA